AUGUCUAGUGCAUUAUUAAUAGAAAAUAGUGAUUUAAAAAAAAAAGUGGCAUCUUUAGAAGAAAAAAAUAUGGAGUUAGCUUAAGUAUAAAAUUGAAUUGAAUUUAAUAGAUAGCUAGAAAAAAUCUUAAUGGAAAGAGUAGUGAUCCAAAUGAUUUACAUGAAAUAGUUUAAUUGAAAUAAACAAAUAAUUAGUUAUAAUAACGUGUAGAAUUUUUAUAAGCAAGAGAAAGGGAUUUACUUGAAUAAAUAAUGAGAUUAUAAAGAUAACCAAAAGCUUAUGCAGGAUUUUGA
This is a messenger RNA of Paramecium pentaurelia, 293 nucleotides long. The record is from the annotation of a GenBank genome assembly. Lineage: Eukaryota; Ciliophora; Oligohymenophorea; Peniculida; Parameciidae.